UAUACACAGAUGCAGAGUGCAUAAAAUCAAUUUGUAAAUGCACGUAUCUUUGUUGAUUGAUUCAGUUAGAGGUUGUUGGUAAUCACGCUUGUAUUCGCCGGCCGGAUACCGGAAAUUUGGUUCCUCUAUUUCGUUAUCCGAAAGUUUCCGGGGGGUUUAAUAUUGGCGACAAAUCGGAAAAACUUUCCGGGGAAAUGGCGCAAGCAGUAGAGGAAUGGUACAAGCAGAUGCCAGUCAUUACUCGCUCCUACCUCACCGCCGCCGUAGUCACCACCAUCGGAUGUUCCUUGGAGAUAAUAUCUCCAUAUAACUUGUACCUGAACCCCAAGCUGGUGGUGAAGCAUUAUGAGUUCUGGCGCCUUAUCACCAACUUUCUGUACUUCCGGAAAAUGGAUUUGGACUUCCUGUUUCACAUGUUUUUUCUUGCUCGAUACUGCAAGCUUCUUGAGGAGAACUCUUUUAGGGGAAGGACAGCAGAUUUCUUGUACAUGCUUUUAUUUGGAGCCACUGUUUUAACUGGGAUUGUUCUUAUUGGGGGAAUGAUACCCUAUGUCUCUGAGUCAUUUGCAAGGAUUAUCUUUCUUAGCAAUUCACUAACAUUCAUGAUGGUAUAUGUUUGGAGCAAGCAAAAUCCUUUCAUCCACAUGAGUUUUUUGGGUCUCUUUACUUUCACUGCUGCUUAUCUUCCAUGGGUGCUUUUGGGCUUCUCUGUCCUUGUUGGCGCUAGUGCUUGGGUGGACCUUCUGGGGAUGAUUGCUGGUCACGCAUACUAUUUUCUCGAGGACGUUUAUCCACAAAUGACUGGUCGCCGACCCCUAAAGACUCCAGCAUUUAUCAGGUCAUUGUUUGCUGAAGAACCCGUAGUAAUGGCUCAGCCAGCUAAUGUGCGCUUUGCUCCUCCUCCUAUAGAAGAAGAUCAACAGAAUUGACAGAAGAUUGUUUUGAGAGUUGAUAUGUAGUUUUGUAAAUUUGACCUCGAUAUUUUGGUAGAAAAGAUCCAGUUUUCUUCUUCUCAUCAAUUGUAAGGAGGUAGAUACUAUGUCUGCUUCAUUCUUUUGCCAUAGAUCUUGGCUGUGAUGCCUUUGCAUUUCGCAAUUCUGGUUUGAGGAAGCAUGGUGUAUGUACUCAAACUGGAUAAUAUGCUGAUGUGGACCUUUAUUGUGGAUAUUGCUUUACAGAUUGGUAAAAUACCUUUUAUGGGA
Messenger RNA from Ipomoea triloba (trilobed morning glory), 1202 nucleotides. RefSeq names its product derlin-2.2-like. The record is from RefSeq and is a predicted model, not a curated record. Lineage: Eukaryota; Viridiplantae; Streptophyta; Magnoliopsida; Solanales; Convolvulaceae. Gene Ontology annotation, biological process: endoplasmic reticulum unfolded protein response. The transcript is spliced from 6 exons. Gene Ontology annotation, cellular component: endoplasmic reticulum membrane; Hrd1p ubiquitin ligase ERAD-L complex. Gene Ontology annotation, molecular function: misfolded protein binding; ubiquitin-specific protease binding. The coding region runs from base 195 to 929 and encodes 244 amino acids.